Molecule: messenger RNA, 1820 nt
Organism: Canariomyces notabilis
Lineage: Eukaryota; Fungi; Ascomycota; Sordariomycetes; Sordariales; Chaetomiaceae
Exons: 1
Coding region: 277-1626 (449 amino acids)
Source: RefSeq, a predicted model, not a curated record
AUUAGCUGCUGGUUAACUCUCCGUCUGCAACCCAUCAUCAACACAAUCCUGCUCAUCCUUCCAGAUACGAGUACCGAGCCAAUAUGCUGCUGCACAGGUCCCUUCUGGCCCAUUCUUGGCCUUACGGGAAUGGAAUGCGGAGGAUCUCUAACCGGAUCAUGGCUGCCUUGAGACUUUGUUAUUAGUACAUCAUGUCAUCUCUUCCAUUGAGGUUGGGGACAGGUUGGCCCCCUUUUCAGCCCUGCCAAUAUACCCCUCGCUUACACCACCGCCGCAAUGUUCAAGCUCACAGAACGCAGCAUCUUCAGCGCCUUCACGCUGGCGUUGGCGAUGGCACCCCGCCUCGCCUCGGCCAGCGUGGUGAUUCUGCCCGGAGGCAAUCCGCUGCCUCUCCAAGCCAGCGGCGCAACCAACGGGUCGACCUCCUUCGACUCACUGCUGCGCAACAGCGCCGAGCUAGAAUUCCCCAACAGCACCGUGCAUCUCCUCCUAUCCUCCUACAGCGGCACGCUCGAACCACUCGGCGCAGAAACCGCCAACCCAGCCGAGCUGGUCCCCUCAGGCGACUCCUUCGUGCGCGGCGCCAUCCAAGCAUGGGGGGAACACCUGCACUUCGAAAUCCGGCCCGACGAGGUGUGGUUCACCAUCCUAACCCAGCUCAACUUCUACAUGCAGUCCCACGCCGAAGAACUACGCCACCUCUUCGUCACACACUCCGGCCAGGAAGAGAUCUACAUCGAGGACUACACCUGGACCGACGUGCUGUGGCGGUUCAAGGACGAGAUACAAGCCCGCAUCCAAACCCCCUGGCUGCGCGACUGGAUUGUCCCCGACUUCUCCACCACCACCGCCGACGACGUCAUGACGGCCAACAUACUCAUGAUGGGGCUGAUGAAGGCCUAUUUCCGCUACGAGGGGGGCAUCGUCUGCGGCCUGCCCAGUGUGACGCUGCUGGGCGAAAAGCAGGACUGGGAGAACCUCCUCGCGCGGCUUGACAGGCUGGCCGAGUUCGGCGCCGAGCCGGACCAGUACCGCGCAAGGCUGGUCCCGAUCCUCAGCCGGUUUGUGCGCAGCUUCGACGAGCCUGACUCGGAGGCCACUAGGAAGUUUUGGAACCAGAUCGUGUUUGCCAACCACCGCGAUAUCUGCGGGUCCUCGCCGCUUGAGGUGUCGGGUUGGAUUACGGGGUUCAUGUUUUGGGACAACGAAGGCAAGCCGUGGAAGGGGGUCGGGUCCGUGGUGACGCUGGACGGGGUGGGCUACGGCGUGUACGACAUCAGGAGGUUCCCCGCGGGCUAUGCGCGUGCUCCGUUCAUCAUGCGCGACUUUGGGGGCAUGGACAAGUUCCCGGCCUAUGUUGCCGCAGGGACGUUGGGCAAGCGGAUUGUUAAGGGUGCGCCCAAGGGCUACGCUGAGGCUCUGGCUAGGGCAGGCAAGGACACCAGCCUGGCAGCCAAUGCUAGCUCCCAUGGCACAGUGCGUCCUCUGUCGGCUUGGAUGCUGUAUGGCCCCCUCAACCAUAAUGUAACAACGAGGCCUCCGAGGUCUGACUACGACUAUGAACUGUUCUUGAUUGCUGGGAGGGCUCAGAAAAACCUGGAGGCAAGGUGCGGCCGUAAUGAGUAGGAGCCUAGGAAGUAGUCAGGCUUAAGGGGUUUCCUGCAGUGGCUGGUUCUUGAUGUGAGCUGGGUACAUAGGCUCGGAGAAACACUAAUGCUUCUCCUAGCUUAGGACUACGAACAAAACAGGCUGUAUUGCCUCGCUAUCGUCGAUAGUUUAAAUGCUAUCUAACAUCUUGAAUCCAACCUUGAGGACUUCUA